Molecule: messenger RNA, 1203 nt
Organism: Chaetomium globosum CBS 148.51
Lineage: Eukaryota; Fungi; Ascomycota; Sordariomycetes; Sordariales; Chaetomiaceae
Exons: 6
Coding region: 1-1203 (400 amino acids)
Source: RefSeq, a predicted model, not a curated record
AUGGCCGCCGCAAACAGCCAUGCCGGCCUAAAUAUCGUCGACCAUGACAAGGGGCCGAUGAUUCUGGCAACCUCGGUCGCCGUCACCGCCGUCAGCACCUUGUUCGUCGGUGCCCGCUUGUUCACCCGUGCCCACAUCAUCAAGAAGCUGUAUCUAGAUGAUUAUUUCAUCUUCACAUCCAUGAUUUGCAGCUGGGUCACGGUCGCCAUAUCAACCAAAGCAGUUUCAUACGGUAGUGGCCGCCAUGCUGCUCUCUUGACCGAGGAUCAGCUAUCUCACGCCAUCCUGUACACCAUGGUCGCUUUCUUGCCGGGAAUCCUGUCAUUUGCGGUACCCAAGCUGGCCGUCGUGGCCUUGUUGACGCGCAUGCUCAAUCCGAGCCGCGUACAUGCCAUCAUAAUGUGGGCCACUGCUAUCAUUUGCCUGAUCAGCUUGAUGGGUUGCGUUGCUAUUUUGUUUGGGCAAUGCACGCCGACCCAUUCCAUGUGGACCUUCAGUGUCAAGGGGAAGUGCUGGAGCCCCAUGAUAUUGGUGAAUUACUCGAUUUAUGCAGGAUCCUUUUCCGCGUUCACUGAUCUGUACUUUGCCGUGUACCCUGCCAUCGUGCUCUGCAACUUGCAGUUGAACGUGAGGAAAAAGAUCGCACUCUCCUGUGCGCUGGGAAUCGGUUCCGUAGCCACGGCCGUAGCCAUUUACAAGUGCACGCGUAUCCCAGGUCUAGCCAGCCCGGACUUUGUUUAUGAUACUGCCGACCUCACAAUCUGGACUGCGAUCGAAGGGUCCACUCUGAUGAUCGCAGCGUCGAUCCCUAUCCUGAAGCCGCUGAUGGAUCUCAUCUUCGGCCGCCGUACCUUCUCCUCCGACGAGUCCGGCAACAAGUACAAGAAAUACGGCCCGUCGCGCAGCGGGCAGGGUGAGUCGGGGAUGGAGCUCUCAAAACGGUCUCGCAACAACGGCGGCGCGACAGACACAGGCCUGUCACAAUUUGAGACGGCCGUCGACGCGGCGAGCUGCGAGGAGGGCCGCAAGAGUGCAGACCAAGACAGCCAGACAAAUAUCAUGUCGAGCACGAGGGAUGACCCGCUGCCAUCGACGCCGUCGACGCCGCCGCUCGGGGCGAUCCGCCGGACAGACCGCGUUACUGUAACCACGUCUUAUGGCGAGGACUCGCAGAAGGGGUACCCGGUAAAUAGGUGGGGUUAG